Molecule: messenger RNA, 11255 nt
Organism: Anopheles coustani
Lineage: Eukaryota; Metazoa; Arthropoda; Insecta; Diptera; Culicidae
Gene: mv
Product: lysosomal-trafficking regulator
Exons: 10
Coding region: 1-11046 (3681 amino acids)
Molecular function (GO): protein binding
Source: RefSeq, a predicted model, not a curated record
AUGGAGCCUGUCGCUUCCGAUGGACCACCGGACUCGACGGAUCGGCUUAUCCGUCGACUGUGCGAUGCCUGGUCGCAAGUGCACGACAGUCACUCGUCGGAGGAAAUUUAUCAGCGAAAACCUCACCUGGAAGAAUUCCUCGAAGGAUACUACCGACUUAGCGAUGAAGACAGAUUACAGCUUGAUCAUGUUAACCGGUACGAGAACAUUUCAUCGGCCUUAUCUCGGCAGCUGCUACUGCUGAUAUACGAAAUCUGUGAUCCUACCGUCAAGCGAUACGUACGACGAGCUGAUUCAGCGGCAACGGUAGGAUCCUCCACAAAUUCUUCCACUAUCGCAGAGACUCCACAAUCAGACAGCGAUGAGCUGCAGUGUGCUACAAAGUUGGAUAGGACCGUUGACGAGGUGACAUUACCUCUAGAUACGGAGUCUAGUGAAAGUCGGUGCCAAUGGUUGAAGGAUUUUUUCCUCCAUGGUAUCGGUGGUCUGUUUCUGCAAACGCUAUCUAAAAUAGGUGCCAAAGACAUUGCAAAUGGUCGUGAAAUAACUGCGGUACUCGUUCGUAUACUACCUACAACAAAAUGGAAUAACAUGGAGCAUGGGUUACCGGUCACGUCGCUUGAGCCACAGAAAGGCUACGGAGAGUUUGUUAGGGGCGUUUUAAAAAUGCGCACAUUCAACGGAGAUUGGCGUGAAUGUAUGAAACGUAGCGGAGGGGAAUCUACCAUUGGACAGACAGUGACUCUUAUACGACAGUUAAGUGGCCCCAAAGUUGUCGCCGACACGAUCGACUUCAUCCAGGCGGCACAGUUUAGUGGCGCAGGUGGGCAACAACAGCCGGACAGAAUUUCGGAAUCGCAAUUCUACGACACACGACUAUCGCAGGAUCAGUUUACGCUCACCGUGCUGAAUCUGCUGGAAAGCUUGAUCGUGCACGAGAAUGUCCUCACGAUCGACGAAAAUUCGGUGACCGUAUCCUGUCUGCGAGCAGCCCUGGAGCAACUGAAACGCCAUGAGGUGAUCGAGGAAAGUACCGAAAAUCGGCUCGUCAUCCGUCAUAAACUGCUCGGCCUGGUGAUGUUGUGUCUGAACAAUAUGUUCUUCCUCGAGACGCUCGACUCGAACGACAUCAAUUUGCGUAUUGUCGCAACAGAGCUGCUGGAACUGUUGAAGAGUGAAUUGCGCGAACGACCUUCGGACGCUAUUUCCUGUGAGUUUAUGUACAAUCUCAUCUACACGAUCGUAUCUGCGGUUAACCAGACGUUCCUUCACUUUUGUGACAACCUCGUCAGCGAGCAGCUGUUUAUGGCGAUCUUUAAGUUGCUCGAGAACAACUUGGACAUCAUUAAGCACACAUACAGUUUGCUGCAGCUUCGAAGGCCCCCGCUGGCAAGUGGGGGAAACCUCUGGAUACAGUUGGCACCAAGCAGUUCCAACAGUGGAUUGGUAGAAAUACUCAUUAAAAUGCUGCAAAAUUUCAUCUACGCCCUUGCACCGUCCCGGAUCGGGAGCUAUAAGCGGACCCGCAGGUGCAGCCGCCUUCGGUUGCAUCAUUCGCGACAGGGAGCACGCAGCGGCUACGUUUGUGCAUUGGAAAAUCUCUUAUUGAAUCUCUUCCCGCUGGUAAAACACUCCGAUCAGCGUGCCCUGGCAACUUUCUUCAAGUCCUACCAGUUAUGCUGCUGCAACACGAACGUACAGACACUCGAGGUGCUGAUGAAGCUGUCCAACGACGAGUUGAUACCGAAACUACGACUCCACUUUGCCAGCCGUGCCGUCGUGUACGCGAUCUUCAAUCGAUCGCAGUGCGAAACAUGCGAGUCCGAUCGUGCUGCAAACACUUUCUACGAGCAGUUCACCCGGACGCACAGGGAAGUAUUCCGGGAGUUCCGGCGGGUGGAAAAUCGCACUCGCAUGCCAACGUUUUUGCGCUACCUGCUCGAUAUUGUUCGUGCUGUGCCGUAUCGUUUGCGUUCGUUUCUGUUGCAGGAGUUGGUUCUCGAACUGCUUACUGGGGAGUUGAAGCGGUUUGCUGCAGGCCGGGAAUCUACUGAACCGGGCGCAGAUGAACCUUUACCAUCCAUGGACGAGAGUGGAAAAGAAAUUAUUAACGGUUGUUUGGUAAUUGUAUGCCGAGCCGUUGCUGAAGACGAGCGAAUGAUAAAGCUUUUUUACCGUGACGAGAUGAUCCAUCUUCUGCAAGUGUUGAGCGGCCGGCUGGAAUUUGUCCAUUGUAUGCAUCAAAUUAUGACCAUCGGUAUCCACUCGCAAGCGCUCGAGGGAAAGCUGGAAGAAAUCCUGUUCACUAACAUAGACAACCUCGUCCAGUAUGCUGGGCAACUAUUCGAGGCGAUCACUACCUGUAAGCUCGGAUUGUCACUAAAAUCUUUCACGAGCACGUUAAACACCCGCGUGGAAGCACCACUCGAGACAACACUUCAGCUACACCUAGAGCACUGGAAAACGUUGAGACAUCUGCUGAAGGAAAACGAUCGUUUUCGAAAACGAUUCUUUCGGCAUUACGGUGGGGUGAAGGGCGUGCAACGGUUUAUGGAUCUCGCGUACAACUUGGUCAGCGUGUGUGUCUUUCCCGGAGCGACAGCCGCACGGUAUGAUUUGCCAUCAAGCGCACCCGAAGCGCCCGCUUUCAAAAUUCCCGACCAUGGAGAAUCGGUGUCAGUUGAACCGGAACGGCGCAGUGUGCUGAACAUAUUUCAUUUUAACGAUCAACUCAUCGAUGGCACGGUUUCCGGUGCAAGUUUCUACUACAGUGCCACCGACGAAACGAUAACGAUUAGUGCUGGCCCAAAGGAGGUUGUCGGCACACCGGAAGAGGACGAAGAUUACUCGUUCCUUCGUGAACUCCGACUCGCCACGAUUACCGGCCAGUGGGAAGUAGAAUACAAUGCGUUCGUUAACGGUACUCCCCCGUAUCAGCGGACUAGCAUCGGCCGUCGCGGUAGGGAACUGUUUAGCAAACUCGAAAAGAAAUGGUCCCUCUCGGAGUUGUUCAACAUACGGCAAAUGUUGAGUGAGCUAAUGGACGGCUAUCUACCCGGGUCGAAAGAUGGAGUUCCGAAAGGGCUCCCAAAAGAUGCGCGAUCGCUGCUGCUGCUGGACCAGCGUGGUGGUGCUACGGUUGUACGAAAGAAGCUAACCAGCCUCCUCGAGCUGAUCCUGGGUUCGAUGCAGCUGCUGAUUAAUGGAGACGUCACGACGAUCGAUGAUGCAACGGUCGGCUCGCAGUCGGAGUUAGGUGACACGAUGCAAAUUGCGCUACUGGAGCUGAAGAAGCUGCUGAUGAGCAAUGCGCUCAGUCACUGGGAGUGUCCCAACACGGCCAACGAUGUGAUGAACGUAUUACAAGCACUGUUGAAGGUGGCUGAAAUGCGGACAGAGAUGAUACCGCCUCCCCCAGCCGAUGAUUCCAUAUCCCAGAAGGAAGUUUUUCCGACGCGAUCGUCCUCGUGCGAAGAGGAUGACCGGCUUUCCGAUCCACCACGAUCGUACCACGACGAGCAGGUGCAAGACGAUGCAAGCUCAACCGAUGAGUCUUACACAACCGCCCGAGAAGAUGGGUACGAGGGAGACGUGGAAAUUGAACCUUACUCCCCGCAGGAACUGCUGGCAAAGAAGGAAGCGAAAGCCGGCCGUGGUAAACCGUGCGAUUCGGACCGGUCACUGGCAGUGAGCGUGCAAAUUUGUAACAUUGUGACAGAACUUUUGGUGGAGCUGUCGGCUCGUUGCGUCGAACGACCGGAUCACUGGUGCCAAGCGUUGGCGCAAAUGAUAGUGAAGCUAAACAUGAUCCGUACGCAUCUCGGUGGUUCACUGUACCUGAUCCGAGGGUUCGCGCUCGUUUUACGUACGAACGAUUCGCGUUUGAAAGAGUUGCAGGCGUCCAUCAUGGAUCUCAUAGUCGAUCUGGAUAACCCGCAGGUGCUGGUAAAGUAUGUGCAGCUGUUGGGCGAAAAGGACCCACCGGUACAGUUGAUCCUCACCAAGCUGACAAACCUGUUCGAGACGACGAGCAGCGGAUUGGAGUGCUACCAGAGCAUCCAUUACCCGGUGGUGCACGCGAAUCGCACCUUUUCCACCACCAGCGAUGUGUUGUUGGCGAAAAAAAUUACCUUCCUGCGGGAGCAUCAUCUGUUCUUUAACGUUCGCUCUGGGUUCACCGAUGCGGCGACAGUCGUGCCACUAAACUACGCCAACUUUUACCCUUGGCAUGGCAACGGGUUUACCGUUGCGCUCUGGAUGCGUGUGGAGCAACUGGCGGAUCAUUCUUCGCAGCCCGAGCUCACUCAUCUGCUGUCGGUGGGAAGCGAAAAGCAACUGCUUUCGGUUUGUUUCAACUCGCAGCGUCAGCUAGUGGUACGGUACAGCAAGCCCGAUCGGGUGAUCACUCCCAGCAACACUAAACGCUACCUCGGUGUGGCUGGGGCACGCUCGGAGUGUUGCGAAAAUUGUGCCAAAGAGAUGCAGCAUCUGUGGACGUACAAGCACCUGCUGCGGAGUAUUACCGACGGAACUCCGCAACCGUUCGUACUCGAUACGGCCGGAGCGCAGUGCGUGUACUGCUUCAAGCAGCUACCGGUCGGUGGACCUCCUACCCGAAAGGGAUCGCAAGGAAAGGCGCUGCUGGAUGAUGCUGAGGGGCACUACGAAACGUCGGUGCUGGAUGUGGGAAAUCUGCGGCAGUGUACGAUCGGACAGGAUUGGUGCGUCCCCGAAGGUACCUGGACGUUGUUCACCCUUGCCGUUCAACAAACGGCCGACGAAACGAUCGCUGUGACGAUGACGCUCGAUGGUGUUCAACGUUUAGCAAAUCUGUUGCUUCCGAACGCCUGUCGGAUACAUAUCGAUACGGAUCUAACGGUGCUCACCGUUGGCCACCGAGCCUCGACACCGACCGAGUGCUCCGUGGGCUACGAUCUGGCCGGCGUACAUCUGUUUAGCAAGUGUAUCACGGACGAAGCAACCCUCGCGAACCUCUACGCCAUUGGACCGAACUCGAGCAAUUUCGCCGCUUUUGCAAACGGAUCCAUGAUACCCAACUAUGGGACACUGAACUUGGGCAAGCUUGUGGUUGAUGAUCUGCGGACAGUCGCGUCUCUGCAAUUGCUCGAAAGAACCCACCUUGGGUACUUGAGCGCUUGCAAAGCGGACACCUUCGUAGGACGCAACGCGCAAACGAUCGGACUGAUGUCGUUUGGGGGGAAACUGCGCGCCACUGAACACAACUCCCUCCAGCGGUCACUGCUCGUUGCCGGUGGUGUGUCCGUAAUGCUCGUGUGCUUUGCACGGGUCGUUGAAAUCAGUGAUUCACCGGCGCUCCAUGCGGCAGCUCUCAAGUUGCUGCUACGUAUAGCGCACUGUAAUCACGAUUUUUUCAACGAGUUCGUGCAGUGUAACUACCUCGAGCUCAUCGGCAUUGUGCUCAAGAGCAAAAAGUGCCACAAGGACAUUGCACUGCUUGCGACGCUCCUCGAGACCGCGUUCGAUCAGCCGAUCUUGGCAAAACGAACCGAUCAGUAUCGCAUCCUGCCGGGAUCGGUUGCACGUGUGCGCUAUCCGGGCAUGAUAACGUUCCUGCUCGAAAACUUCCACAUCUGGAUCGACCAGUCGGAGGAGGUGUUGGAUCUGCUGCUCUCCACCCUGGCCACCGUGACACGCGACAAACACCCGGGAAUGAUGUAUAACUGCCAACGGCUGCAGGGGGCCGGUCUAGUGCCUGCCCUGAUCGACUUUUGUCGCGUAAAUUUCGUAAUCCCUGCGAAGACGGUUAAAAUAUCGCGAAACGCGGCCGAUCUGCUCGUAUCGCUCAUUGCCAUACUGUCACCUACUCCGCCGAAGGUUUCGCUGUUGAAUGAAAUCAUGGAACUGCUGCUGUUGAUGCAUAAACCCACCGACAGCUACGUGACGCACGAUCGACAAAAGUUUUACUUCAACAUCAGCUCGCAGAAUGGCGCCUCAUCGUCAUCCUCAGGGGGCAAACGGGGUGAUAAAACAUCAACCACGGCACAAUCGGCAACGGGUGCCGGAAAUAUAAACCUACCGGGAACACCGAAAAUGCAGCUUCGCGACCGAAGGCAGCUUCGUCCCACGUCGCAGCUAAGGAAAAUUCUUCCACUCACCAUUUCCGCCGGCAGUUCGUUUGAAUCUGCCACAACAAGUUUCAUUAUCGACGCGAGCCAAAGUACGCCAGCGUCAACGAACACAAACACCUCGGGUUCAGCCACGAUCACAAGUUCGGGCCAUACUGCUCCACCGAAAAGCCCCAAACUGGCAUCCCCGGGUACGGAGGGUAACACUGAAGAGUGCUACGAAAAACUUAACAAAGCGUUGGCGGACGGUAAACGGCUCAGGAAAAGUCUGAUGGAAGGCAUCGACAGGGGAAGCGCCAAACUAAAGUUACGUCGGUUGAAUAGUUCACCUAACAUGCGUCCGUCUCCGAACGGACGAAGGAAAUUUGGAAGUGGUUCUCCCCGAUUCGUGAGUAAUUCGCCGAAGCUGCUAUCCCAGUGUACUCGGAACGAUCUUAAUCGGGGCGGCACAGACCACCACCACCAGUCAGCGCCAGCGUCGUCCACGUUGCGGUACAAGUUUUUCGAGCAAAACUAUUUCGCCACCGGCAACGACUUUCUGCAGGAGAGCUUCUUGCGUGUCAUGUGCGACUUCUUGCUCAUUCUGCCGGACAGUGAUGCGCGAAAGUUUUUAAGCGGUGAAAAUCGCAUCCUCGAAACGCUUCUCAUUCUGGCGAACAACGGAAACAUCCGGAUUCGCACGAUGCUGCUCAAUCUGGUCGCCGUCAUUGACGAUCGGAUCGAUGGUGGAGGAGCUGGCGGCGAUGCCGGAGGAACCAACGCCAUUCUGCAGCAGUACAGUGAGGAGCAAUCGAAAGUGUUUUGGUAUCAUCUUGCCAACCAGAUCGGCACGCAUAGUGUCAAUGGGGAGCUGAUAGCCAGUUGCUAUCGGUGGAUAACGAAAUCGAACGUGAAUCCAUUGUUAUCGGUCCAGGGUGGUAGUGGUGGGGAAGAAUCUCCCUUGUCCGCGUUACUGCAGCAGCAGGGCACGAUUGAGGUGAUUCGCGAGAACGGCCUGAACGUGCUGAUUGCGAUCCUCAUACAGGCACACAUCGAUCCACCACUGUUCCAUUGCGUGCUACAGCUGAUCGAGUAUAUCUGCAUCCGGCACCCGAAGCGCGCCGGCCAGUAUAUGAUCGAUAAUGGGUUGGUGUGGGCACUGGCGAAGACGGUGGUCAAGAUGAACGAAAAGGAGGAACGUAUUCGGGAGGAAAGUCGUACCUAUUUGCUCGACUUCUUGACAAGCUUUUCCCAUCUGGUCAUACUCAGCCCGGUCGCUAAUCCUUUUUGGGACCUGCUCAAUGGAUUGACGGUGGCACAGAAGCACAAAAGCGAACGGGUGACGCAAGCGGUGCGCGAUCUUCAUGCGGCGCUCGUUCGAAACGUACUUCAGAUUUUCAUCUUCCGGCCGAAACAAUCGAUCAUUGGGAACAAGAAUACCUCGUUUACCGUUGAACUGGUUGGUUCUAACCUUUCCAAGUCCGAGGUAAAAACCCGCUUCAACCGGCUGCACGAUAAAGCGGUGCAGUUCGUAACGAACAGCGAUCCGGAGGGGGAACUAUCGGACGCUGAAUGGGCUCUCAUAAGACACCUGAUGAAUCGGACGCUCAAUGGGAAUCCUCGCGGUGGUAACAUCAUCCUCUGGUGUUUGCUACCGAAACGACCGAUCCGCUUGAAGCUGUACACCAUUCGGCAGCUGGGUCAGUACUUGGAGGGAGGUGGCAAUCAUUUGUCUGCGAUCUGCGACGUAAAAAUGCUCAAAGUGUUCGUUCAGAGCAUCUUGUUGUUGAACCAGAAACACAUCCCUCUGGAGGAGCUACGAGUGGUGAAUGCGUUCUAUCAGUCGAUCGAUGGAGGUCUUUCGCACGGCGCUAGCUGGAAUUUGACGCAGACGUUGAAAGAUUUCGAGUACCUUCGAACGAUCAGUAUGAACGAUCAGGAGCAGAUGAUCCUGAAAUCGAUCGCACGCCAGGAAAAGUUGAUCUACUCGUGCACGGUGGCGGCCAUGCAGGUGACGCGCAAUAGCGUUGAAAAGCAGAAUCGACUGCGCAAGGAGCUGAUCAUACAACUGAGGAAAGAUAACGACUAUCGGUUCUACGACCAGUGGCAGCAGCUGGUGGGUCGGUUAACGCACGAAGACGCACCCUGGUACAACGGGGCCGCAUAUCCGGCCUCGUGGGAGCUGGAUGAUACGUACGGUCCCGAUAUGGCACUGAAACGGAUGCGACGCUGUCCGCUUACGAUCGACCGGAGGUUCCUGUUGAAGGAAACGCAGCCGGAAAAGGGGAACGAAGACGGAGGCGAACGGAUGGCACUGUUGGCGUAUCUAUUUCCGGGAGACUACCACCGGGCGGAGUACUCGGUCGAGGAACAGGUCCUGUAUACGUUUACGGUGCGUAAAAUCACUCCGAGUCGGGAACUGGAGUGUGAGUGCAUCAUCACAAGCACGGAGCUCGUACUGAAGCCAUACGACGUCGGUGCACUGGAGCUAUACGAUCUACACGAUAUUACAAAGAUCUGGACAAAGCGCUACGAACAUCAGGAGUCGGCGGUGGAGGUGUUUCUCAAGAGUGGCAAAUCGCUGUUUAUCGUUUUCGAUCGCGAUCCGAGCGAGCGGGCAACAUUCGAGGGAUUCUUCCACGAUCUGGUAGCGCGUUAUGGACGUGGGGAAUUGGAUUAUCACACACAACUGUGGCGCGAAGGAGCCCUCUCGAACUGGGAGUAUCUGAUGUUGCUGAAUCAGGUGUCGGGUCGAACGUUCCACGAUCUUAUGCAGUACCCGGUGUUCCCCUGGGUACUCGCAAGCUACGACUCGCCAACGCUGGACUUGCUGGCCGAGCGAACGUUCCGGCUACUGGAAAAACCGAUUGCCGUUCAACAUCGAGAGCUUGAGAAGCAUUACAUUAACAAUUACAACCAUCUGCGGCAGGCGGAGGAAAGCGGUGAUCCGAGUGGGGCCGGAGGACGGAGAAAAAUACAACCGUACCAUUACAGUUCGCAUUACUCCAAUUCCGGCACUGUGUUGCAUUUCCUGGUCCGAGUGCUUCCAUUCACGUCGCUAUUCCUGCAGUAUCAGGACGAUAGCUUUGACAUCCCGGAUCGAACGUUCCACUCACUGCAAACGACCUGGAAUCUGGCUAGCAAGGACUCACCAACGGACGUGAAGGAGCUGAUACCAGAAUUCUUCAGCUUUCCCGAGUUUCUCGAGAACCAGGAGGGUUUCGAUUUCGGAACACGCCAAUCCGGAGAACCGGUAAAUCACGUCGAACUGCCUCCGUGGUGCAAUGGGUCGGCUCGUUUGUUCGUGCUCAUUCACCGGCAAGCGCUCGAGGCAGGGAUCGUUCGGAGACAGAUAGCCCAAUGGAUCGAUCUGAUCUUUGGCUUCAAGCAGACCGGACAGGCAGCGAUCGAUGCGAUCAAUGUGUUCCAUCCGGCGACUUACUGCGAUUUCAGUGCGGCCGAUAUCGACGAUCCGGUAAUGAAGCUGGCACUGGAAACGAUGGUCAAAACGUACGGUCAAAUGCCGCGCCAGUUGUUUGAUUUGGCACAUCCCCCUCCAAUCGUGUGUCCUCUGGGUGCAAACCCACCGACGGUGUUGGAGAACGUAAUCGGAUUGCGGUGGGGUUUAUAUUGCGGCAGUCCCGUGCUAGCGAACCCGAAACUGGUGAACGUUUGGGAACGACCCUCGAAGGACGGUCCCCGAAUGCCGACUACAUUGGUCGCAUUGGAAGCGGAUAGGAUGUACGCCAUGCCCGACCAGAUGAACGUAUUCCAGGGUGGACCCAAGAAGUACUACACCGUCAGCUGGGGAGAAGCGGACGAUCGAUUGAGAAUCAGACCACUGCAGGACAGCGGUGUCUCCGGAGCACCAGAGAGCACCAGGGAACUGUGGUACGGAAGCAACGGAUAUGCCUGCGAUCCCAUCACGGCUUGUGGUACCGAUCCGAACUGUACCAGUAUAUUUUUCGGCCACCGAUCUGGCCGGAUUGCCGUAUUUCAGCGGCGUACCCGACGGAGACGGGUUUCGUUUUUCAACCAGCACAUGCAACCAUCGGUGACGAUGAUGGCACGGUCUCGGUCCACCUCGUUCCGCCGUUGGAUCGAUCGGAAGAGCGCCAACUUACGACGUAAGCUUGAGCUCGAUCCUGACGAUCAGCAACAGAACCAACAACAACAGUCGCAACAAUCACAACACCAGCAACAUCAGGAUCAACCGGAUGGUGACCAGAUGGAUUGGAACUAUCCGAUAUAUUUGCUCAAGCAUCGCGCUCCAAUCGGUGCGAUACGCAUCUCGAUGGAAUACAAAAUCGUAGUGAGCGUGUCGAUCGAUGGAUGCGCCGCCAUCUGGGAUGUGAACAGUUUGACGUACGUGCGCGAAAUCCCCCAGCCGGUUAACAUGCUGCAUUCGAUGAUUACCCAGGUCGCGAUCAGCCCGACGCUUGGUGAUAUAGUGCUCGUGCACUCGAACGCCAACGUUAGCACCGGUCGAACUGACGCCAGCGGUCCUGAUUCUUGGUCCAGUGCUACACUAGUCGAAGAGGACGAUAGUUUCGAGGUGACGGAAAAUUACAAUGUCGAUUACGUGAACAUCACCAUGGCAACGACGACAACUAACCGGCGCGAUCAGCUACGGCUGUACACGAUAAAUGCGCAGUAUGUGGAGCACGUGUUCCUGGAGAGCCCAAUCCGGGCGGUAACGUACUCCACGGUCAAGGAGGGCUGCGGAGUCAAUUGCAUCGUGGUGGCGCUAGAGAGUGGCAUUAUGCGGUUCUAUUCCAGCUGGAAUCUAGCGCUGCUACGAGAGGUUAACGUUGAACCCAAUGGUAUUAGGUGUGUUCUUUUUUCAAAGAAUCAACAUCUAUUACUAUUGACCGGCAACGGCACAGUUCAGACAUGGUCUGCUGAAGGUCUUCCCGGUCCGCUACCAUCCAUACAAGAGCCAUAUCAGCCAGGAGGGUAGGAGAAACCACGAUUGUGAUGCAAAAGGACGUUAUUCUAAUUGCUAAAAAAGUUAUAUCUCGAUCGGUGAAAGCCGGAGUGUCCGUUGGAUAGUGUGUAUUUUGUUAUCAGUGUUAUUGUCGUAAUAUCAUUAGAUUCGUACGCGUUAGGGAUGAAUAUUGUUGAAUCGAAAGCAAAUAAAAACACAGAUGAAGUUAUAUUUUACUCGCA